AUGACUUCCGCAAACUUACAGUCUUCAUCACCCGUCCCACAAGAAACUCUUCAUAAAGCCGCUUUAGGUGGUCAAGUCCUGAUAAAAAAUUGGCAAGCGUGCGCUGAUUACCAUAAUUUGACCCCGUUCGUACGGCGUUACGUCAAAAAAUUGUAUCAGAUGUGCCAUGGUUUGAAACCCAAUCUCCAGGUUAGCAAACAGGUGACUCUCGCCGAGCCACGAGAACGGGACUCAAUGGGUAAGGCGGUGCCAUAUGGUGUAAUAAUCACGAGAGUUAUACAAUGGUGGUACAAUAAUUGUUAGAAUGAUUUACAGUAUUAAAGCAAUUACUACGUAAUUCGACAUGAGAUUUAAACUUUAAUUUUACAUUGACUUCCAUGAAGUCCAACAAAGAUUCAGGCAAGAGGCAGCUAAUAAGGAACAGAUCGAUACGUGUUCGAUAUCCAAGUGAUUUCUAAUAAUGAGGGAUACUAUUUUGUAUUUGUGUCAUGAAAUAAAAAGAGAAUUAAUGACGAUAUACCCUGAUUCUGUGUAAUUCAUCGCCAUUCUUCAUUACUGUGUUCCUAUGACAACAACGGACACAAGAAUUCUAAACCCCUCGAGCUAUAAAAAGAAAUUCUUAUCCAAUCCUCCAGAGUGGAAAAGUACUCAACAGAACAACAGAAAACAGAGUUAUGUUUUGAUGAGAGAGAAACACACAAUUUUGUACGUAGACAAACCAAUUUUAGAUAAAGGAAAAUGUCGUCUACUAAUUUGACACGCCAAUCUGUAAAGACGGCGCGUACUCAAUCAAUUGAUGCCCAAAAUGUGCUUCAAGGAUUUAAAAUUUUACCGACUGAACAGACGUCCUCCAGAUCUGGCUCACGCUGCAGUCAACCUUCGAAAGCCAAAACAGCUCCCUGUGAUACUUUGAUUGCAACGC
This is a messenger RNA of Lottia gigantea (owl limpet), 922 nucleotides long. RefSeq lists its product as hypothetical. The transcript is spliced from 4 exons. The record is from RefSeq and is a predicted model, not a curated record. The coding region runs from base 1 to 303 and encodes 100 amino acids. Lineage: Eukaryota; Metazoa; Mollusca; Gastropoda; Lottiidae.